UGACUUGCGCCUGAGACAUCGCAACCAUUCUAUUGUGUGGAGUACUCGUGUAAGCAUCAUUAAGGGUGUGAUUCGUUUAUAUAAAUAAAUAUAGCAAUAAUGACCGAAGUUAGAAAGGAUGAUGUUGUAAAAAUUCUUCACACUUAUCCACUUUGUCGAAAAUGUGAUAUGUCCGAUGAGAUGAAACAAGAAGCAAUGGAAUUAUGUGUGACUGCAGCAGAGAAGUAUGCAGAUAAUUAUGAAAGCGUAUCUCGAAUGAUUAAGGAAACAAUGGACAAGAAAUUUGGUGCAUCAUGGCAUACUGUCGUUGGAGAAGGCUAUGGUUUUGAAAUAACUUAUCAAUUAAAACACCUUCUGUAUAUGUAUUGCGCCGGCAAUUUAGCGAUAUGCAUUUGGAAAUCUGCAUAGAGUGACUUUAAUUGUAAUUGUACAAUGCAUUUUUAAAACAGAUAUUUAUUUACUUUAAGUAUUUAUAUAAGUAUUUAUACAAAGUAUUUGUAUAAUUGUGACAACGAUAUAAGAAGAAAAAAAAUAUUUUUUAUGCAUCUCAUAAUAAAUAUAUACAUAUAUGGGUCCAAUCUGUAUUUAACUGUAUUUAAAUUAGAUGUUUAUAUCAUCAUAAUUAAAUAUAGUUGCAUAUUGGAAAUAACAUCAAGUAGAUAUAUCUAUAAUAAUUGAAAUAUAAAUAAUGUAUUGAGAAUAUUUUCUUCUUGUUUCUGGCAAAACUUUUGAGAAUUAUAAUAUGCAUGGCAUUGUGUGUAAUAUAUAAGAUUCAAGUCAAAUAUAUACU
Molecule: messenger RNA, 790 nt
Organism: Nylanderia fulva
Lineage: Eukaryota; Metazoa; Arthropoda; Insecta; Hymenoptera; Formicidae
Product: dynein axonemal light chain 4
Biological process (GO): microtubule-based process
Cellular component (GO): dynein complex
Source: RefSeq, a predicted model, not a curated record